CUGAUUACCGUACGCCUGCCUGCCACUCUCCCUCUGCAACAGCUGAUUACGCUCAGCAUCUUCUCUUAAGUGGAGUGUUACAUUCAGACCUAUGACCAAGGCUCUCUUUCUCUCUUUUGAUUCAAAGAAACAAACAGAAGAGGAAGAUAGAAACAAAAACAACAAGUGUGAGAGUGUGGCGCGCUUUUUCAAAAACUACCUACAAACUAAAAGUAAAAAAAGGCUGACAACAACAAGUGCGAAAAAACCAACAAAAUCAACAAAAGCAAAGUGUAGCUAAACCAUUAGUUGACCCAUUGCCUCUGCAUCACGAUUAUUGAACGACUGAGACGCCAUCAUGAUCGACCUGGAGGACCUACCCCGACUACAGUCCCUCUCCCCAGCGAGGGACAUCGAUGAUUACUAUCCGCAGACCCUGCUGGAGCCCAUCCUCAUGGAUCCCAAUCCCAAGAAGAAGGUCACCGUCCGAGUGCCCAUCGGACCGCCUUCGAAGAUGGCAAAAUUGAUUAAACCCACGGUGGCCUCUACGCCCUCUACUCCCUCACUGGAGACCCCGCCCACACCUGUGGUACAGUCCACCCGGAACCUCACCUGGCGAGGGGAAUUCCAAUUCACGACUCUGGAGAGUGAAAUCGCCGAGGUGCUGUACAAACAAGAUGUGGACUUGGGCUUCAGUCUCGAUCAGGAGCAGAUCAUCAAUGCCUCCUACGCGAGUGGCAAUAGUGCGGCCUCUCAGGCCAAGGCCAAGGCGGAGGCCGAGUCGAAACCGGCGGAUCCCUCGAUGUCGGACUCUGCCUUCAAGGACAGCGACGACACCGAUGAGAUGAAAGCCACUGGCGCCGCCUCUGUGGACGAUAUUGAGAAGCUGAAAGCUUUGGAAGAGCUUCAGGAAGAUAAGGACAAGGCCGAGGAGAAUCCCCUGGAAGAGAUAACCAAUGAAUGGAACGGUAUUCCCUUUACCAUCGAUAAUGAAACUGGUGAAUACAUUCGCUUGCCCCUGGAUGAGCUGUUGAACGACGUGCUCAAGCUCUCUGAAUUCCCCCUCGAAGACGAGUUAACCAACGAUCCGGCUGCUUCGACAUCGCAGGCUGCUGCCGCUUUGAACGAGAAUCAAUCGCAAAGGAUCACCUCCGAGACGGGUGAGGAUCUGCUGACUGCCGAAGGAGUUGCUGUCCAGCAGCGAAAGAUCAAUACAGACGGCAGGAGCACCCGCACCGACAGCGGCCAGAUCGAUUUCAACGAUUCAAGCGACAAUUUCCCCCUGUGCGACUUUGACGAUCUGCAGAGCUCCGUGGGCUCGCCCCUCUUCGACUUAGAUGACGACGCCAAGAAGGAGCUAGACGAGAUGUUGCAAUCCAAGGCACCGCCCUACCCCCAUCCCCAUGCCCAUGACCAUCCCCACGCCCACGGCCACCCCUACGCGCAUCCGCACAGCCACCACCAUGCCGCUGCAGCCGCCGCGCAUCACCACCACGCCCAUGCCCACCAUGCCGCAGCCGCAGCUGCCGCCCACCAGCGGGCCGUGCAGCACGCCAACGCCAACUAUGGCGGCGUGGGCAGCGCUCCGGGCAGCGCCUUCCAGCGCCAGCCAUCAGCUGCCGGUGGAUUCCAUCAUGGCCAUCAUCAGAGCCGCAUGCCGCGCCUGAACCACAGCGUGUCGAUGGAGCGUCUUCAGGACUUUGCCACUUACUUCAGUCCCAUACCCAGCAUGGUGGGCGGGGUCUCGGACAUGCCGCCCUACCCCCAUCAUCCGCACUAUCCCGGUUACUCGUACCAGAGCAGUCCUUCGAACGGCGCCGCCGGCGGUGGUCCCAUCCCUCCAGUGCCCGGACAGCACGGCCAGUACGGCUCCCCGGCCACUGCGGCGCUGCAGCCUCCACCACCACCGCCGCCUCCACACCAUGCGGCCAUGUUGCACCACCCGAAUGCGGCGCUGGGCGACCUCUGCUCCGCCACCGCCGCCAGCGGACAGCCACACUACGGGCACAACCUCGGAUCGGCCGUCACCUCCAGCAUGCACCUGACCAACUCCAGCCACGAGGCGGAGGGAGCCGCUGCCGCAGCGGCCGCCGCCGGUAAUGCCUACAAGAUGGAGCACGACCUGAUGUACUACGCGAACACUUCCUCGGACAUGAAUCAAACGGAUGGCUUCAUGAACUCGAUUUUCACCGAUGAGGAUCUGCAAAUGAUGGACAUGAAUGAGAGCUUCUGUCGCAUGGUGGACAACAGCACCAGCAACAACUCCUCGGUCCUGGGCCUGCCCGGCAGCGGACAUGUCAGCCACGCGGCCGGCUCCGCACAGCUGGUUCCUGGGAAUCACGGCACUGCUAAUGGCGGAUCAUCCGUUGGCGGCGGUGUGGCAUCUAUGAGCGGUGGAGCUUCGUCGGUUGGCGCUGCGGGUGGCAUGACCGCCGAUAUCCUGGCCAGUGGCGGAGGUGCAGCACAGGGCGGAACGGAUCGAUUGGACGCCAGCAGUGACAGUGCCGUCAGCUCGAUGGGCUCCGAGCGGGUGCCGUCCCUCUCCGAUGGGGAAUGGGGCGAGGGCAGCGACUCGGCCCAGGACUACCACCAGGGCAAGUACGGCGGCCCCUACGACUUUAGUUACAACCACUCGCGCAUCAGCACGGCCACCCGCCAGCCGCCGGUGGCCCAGAAGAAGCACCAGCUCUACGGCAAACGCGAUCCCCAUAAGCAGGUGCCCAGCGCCCUGCCGCCCACAGCGCCUCCGGCCACGGCCCACGCGCAGGCGCAGGCACAGAGUAUCAAAUACGAGUACGAUGCCGGAUACGCGGGCAUGGCCAGCGGAGGAGUCGCCGGACUGCAGCACAGCGAGCCGGGCGCCAUGGGGCCGGCCCUCUCCAAGGAGUACCAUCAACAAGCCUACGGCAUGGGCGCUAGCAGCAACUUUCCCGGCGACUACGGGGUUCGUCCGCCGCCUCGCACCUCCGAGGACCUGGUGCAGCUGAAUCACACGUACUCGCUGCCCCAGGGCAGUGGCUCGCUCCCCAGACCCCAGGCGCGCGACAAGAAGCCACUGGUGGCCACCAAGAGCGCAUCGAAGGCGGCUGCCGGCAGCUCUGCUGCCGCCACCGCGGAGGACGAGCAUCUGACGCGCGACGAGAAGCGCGCCCGCUCCCUGAACAUACCCAUAUCGGUGCAGGACAUCAUCAAUCUGCCGAUGGACGAGUUCAACGAGCGCCUAUCCAAGUACGACUUGAGCGAGAACCAGCUGUCCCUCAUCCGGGACAUUCGUCGCCGUGGCAAGAACAAGGUGGCCGCCCAGAACUGCCGCAAACGCAAGCUGGAUCAGAUCCUCUCCCUGGAGGAUGAGGUGAAUGCGGUCGUCAAGCGCAAGACGGAGCUCAGCCAGGCCCGCGCCCACCUGGAGUCCGAGCGCAAGCGCAUCUCCAAUAAGUUUGCAAUGCUCCAUCGCCACGUGUUCCAGUACCUGCGCGAUCCUGAUGGCAAUCCCUGCUCGCCGACCGACUACAGUCUGCAGCAGGCGGCCGAUGGUUCGGUGUAUUUGCUGCCACGCGACAAGUCCGAGGGCAACAGCACGGCCACGAACGCCUCGAACGCAGUGUCCAGCGCUGGAACGAGUAACCUGAACGGGCAUGGCCCGGUGGCGCCUCCCAUGCACGGAGGCCACCACAGCCAGCACCAUCAGCCGCAGCAUGUGGACACCGCAAUGUCCCAGCACGUGGCCAGGAUGCCGCCGCAUCUGCAGCAACAGCAGCAGCAGCAGUCGUCGCAGCAUCACCAUCAGCAGCAGCCAGGAGGAGGAGGCGGAUCGCAACAGCAACAGCACCACAAGGAAUGAAAAUACCUGUUGCGAAUUGCCGCAACAACG
Drosophila persimilis is the source of this 3850-nucleotide messenger RNA. It is a transcript of the gene cnc, whose product is annotated as segmentation protein cap'n'collar. Gene Ontology annotation, cellular component: nucleus. Gene Ontology annotation, biological process: regulation of transcription by RNA polymerase II. Bases 338 to 3820 code for a protein of 1160 amino acids. Lineage: Eukaryota; Metazoa; Arthropoda; Insecta; Diptera; Drosophilidae. The transcript has 10 exons. Gene Ontology annotation, molecular function: DNA-binding transcription factor activity, RNA polymerase II-specific; RNA polymerase II cis-regulatory region sequence-specific DNA binding. The record is from RefSeq and is a predicted model, not a curated record.